Molecule: messenger RNA, 1487 nt
Organism: Zootermopsis nevadensis
Lineage: Eukaryota; Metazoa; Arthropoda; Insecta; Blattodea; Termopsidae
Cellular component (GO): extracellular matrix
Source: RefSeq, a predicted model, not a curated record
GCCCGAGAAGCUGGACACAUUCGGCCGGCACCAGCAGGGAUCCCUCGACAUGGCCAUCCAGCUGCUUGUACUCGCCACUGCGAUCACUGCCACAAGAGCCGGCCUGCUCGGCGCACCAGCCGUUUCCACAUACGCCGCCUAUGCCACCCCAGCACACAAGGUCGCUGCCCCCUUCGCCAAGGCUGCAGCGCCCAUUUUAUAUCCAGCGGCACCGGCCCAGUACAGCUACGCUUACGAUAUCCAGGACGCUGUCACCGGAGACUCGAAGAGCCAGCAUGAGAGCCGCAGCGGAGACGUCGUCCAGGGCAGCUACAGCCUGCUGGACCCGGACGGAACCCGACGCACUGUGGACUACACCGCUGACCCCGUCAACGGUUUUAAUGCCGUUGUGCACAGGGAGCCCGUCGUUUAUGCCGCCCCCACCGUGGCUAAGGCAGUAGCUCCCGUGGCAUAUGCCGCCCCCACAGCAUACGAGGCUCAUAAUGCACCUGUCGCUUAUGCCGCCCCCACUGUAGCUAAGGCAGUCGGUCCAGUUGCAUAUGCCGCCCCCACAGCAUACGCGGCUCAUAAUGCACCUGUUGCUUAUGCCGCCCCCACUGUAGCUAAGGCAGUCGGUCCAGUUGCAUAUGCCGCCCCCACAGCAUACGCGGCUCAUAAUGCACCUGUUGCUUAUGCCGCCCCCACUGUAGCUAAGGCAGUAGCUCCCGUAGCAUAUGCCGCCCCCACAGCAUACGCGGCUCAUAAUGCACCUGUCGCUUAUGCGUCUUAUGGCGCCCCUCUGUCUUACGGCGCCCCUCUGUCUUAUGGCGCCCCUCUGUCUUAUGGCGCCCCUCUGGCAUAUGGCGCCCCCACACUCGCUCACGCUCCCGUUGCAUAUGCCGCCCCAGCCGUAGCUAAGGUCGCAGCACCGCUCGCCUAUGCUGCCCCAGCCGUUGCUAAGGUAGCUGCCAUAGACACCGACUACGACCCCAACCCCCAGUACAGCUUCGCUUACGACAUCCAGGACGCUCUGACCGGAGACUCCAAAGGACAACAUGAGACUCGAAGCGGAGACGUCGUCCAGGGAAGCUAUAACCUGGUGGAACCCGACGGCACCCGUCGUAUUGUCGAGUACACCGCUGAUCCCUUGAACGGAUUCAAUGCCGUAGUACACCGUGAACCUGCUGUUGUCGCCGCCCACGUCGCUAAAGUGGCUGCUCCUGUCGCUUAUGCCGCCCCCACUGCACACCUAGCUUAUGGUGCUCCUGGUGUUGCCAAGAUUGCUGCCCCGCUGGGAUAUGCCGCCCCAACCGCUUAUGGCUCCCCUCUGGGAUACGCCGCCCCAACCGCUUAUGCCUCCCCUCUGCACACGAAGGCCAUUAUCGGGUAAUUACACAUCAUCGCUCACAGGUGCAUCUCAGUAAAUUUUCAUCCCACUAUUCAUUUGACUCAAGCCAAAUGCAUUUAUAUGUCAGAUAAAUAAGUGAAUAAACACUGUAAAAAAGCUA